Brassica rapa (field mustard) is the source of this 4811-nucleotide messenger RNA. RefSeq lists its product as uncharacterized. The record is from RefSeq and is a predicted model, not a curated record. Gene Ontology annotation, cellular component: cytoplasm; nucleus. Gene Ontology annotation, molecular function: 3'-5' exonuclease activity; nucleic acid binding. NCBI's taxonomy places the organism in Eukaryota, Viridiplantae, Streptophyta, Magnoliopsida, Brassicales, Brassicaceae.
AUCAAAUGGCUCCAACGACCAGAAGUCUGACCAAUACCACUCUGUCGAUUUGUUUGGAGAAGAUUUGACAGUCACUCAAACCAAGACUCCCUCCGUCAUCACUCAUCAGACGAUGAAUCCAAGAUGUAGUCUUCCAUCACCGUCGCUUGCGCUUGAGUCACCCUCUCGUCGUUGGAGUCGGCGUCCAGUGGACACCCCACCCUCAUGGUAUUUCUCAUCCCCGCCGAGUCACUACCGUCCUGCGGAUACUCUCCAGUUAUGCGUGGGAACAUCAUGUCUUAUCAUCCAGCUCUCUUACUGUAAGCGUGUCCCCGACAUCAUUCCAAGGUUCCUCACGGAUCCAAACACAACUUUUGUCGGUAUUAGGAACAGUCAAGGCGCGAAGAGGCUAGCACGAACUAGACAUCAGUUGGAGAUUGGAGAAAUUCUUGACGCAAGGAUGUAUGUCGUGGAUUCACAAGGCAGGAGUCUGAGGGGUCGUUCGUUUGAGGAGAUUGUUGAGAAAUGUAUGGGGUUUCGAGGAGUGAAGCUUGAUCGGGGGAUAAGCAGGAGUGAUUGGAGUGUUGAGUACCUUAGCAAUGAUCAGAUACUUCAGGUGUCAGUAGAUGCUUAUGUUUGCUUCAAGCUUGGUGUUUCUGCUCGUUUAUGGCAAGUUAAAUUUUAAGCGAUGUAUCGAAGUAACAAAAUGUGCUGAAUCGUUGAUCUUUCUUCUUUUGUAAGAGCACCUCCAACAACAAGUUCUAGAGGAAAGUGAAUGGCCAAAAGUUCUAAUGUUAGUUUUUUAGAAACUCUUCUCACACUAACAAAACACAUGUCACUCACCAAAGAUAAAUUGAUGCUUUUAUUGAUUUCAAAAUAAUAAAACAAAUUCAAGUAAUUAUAAUAAUAAUUUUUUUUUCAUUUAGAAACUUUGAUGGUGUUUAACCAUUGAAGUUGCUCUAGGUUGUGGAAAAUAAAAACUGUUAUUCACUCGCUGAUUUCUUUUAUAAUAAGAUUACUAGAUUUUGAUCCGCGCUUUCAAAGCUUGUAUAUAUUAGAAUUAUGCUUCUAUGGUUUGUAUAGUUACGAAUAUAUGCUUUCAACACAAACGUUAAUAAUUAUAUUAUGGAGUUCAGUUUUAUUUUUUUUGGCAUAAGUAACGCUGAUAAAUGCUGCUGCAUUGUUAUUGGCUAAUAUAUUCUUCAUUCUGAUUGGUUUAUUAUGCUGGCCGAAUUUAAUUAAUAAAAUUAAUAUUAAUAUAAAAAAGGCAAUGACAUGUCACUGUAAAUAACUUCAAAAAUAUGGACAGAAUCCUAGUAGGAAUUCUGCUUUAAUAGUAUAGAUGGGAUAAUGGUAUACAUGAAUCUUAAAGAAUUUGAUAAAUUUUGAGAUUCCAUUCGAAAUCAUUUGUUAUUUAGAAAUUUUAGUUUUUACUGAUUUUGUGAUUCUAUUAAUUUUGUUUUUUUUUGUUUAAAAAAAAAAAAUCGUUUUAUCGUUGGUAUUAGUAUAUACAUUUUUUUCCUAUUUUACUCAUAAACGAAUAAAAUUAAUCAAAAUAUAGAGCCAUUUAGGGAAUAUUCAAAAUCUCAUAACGUCUUUGGAACGAGAACAGUAUAUUCAAAAUGUACCAAAGGAAUAUAUUGUUUACAAAUGUUGUUCUAGCUAGGUCAAUGUUUUAUAUGUGUCAGAUAAUUGUUUUGGAGUAAGGUGUAAGAGUCGUUGUAGAUAUUAUGCAAUAGGACAAUGGCGCAAUAGUAUAUUCAUAUAGUUGGCCAUGGAGGGAAACAUGGUCUGCAAUAUAUGGUAGUGUGUCCUAAAUAAACCCAAUUCAGGACGUUAUGUACAGUGACAUUACACCAAUAUGAAACGUAUAGAGUAGUGUUUCAUGACUUAAGUAAAAGAUUGUAACUAAUAGAAACUUGGAUCUAUGUUCCUUGAAAAAUUUCAUGGUCUAAAAUAGUGAUGAAUUUGCAAAACCAAAAAUCAUUUGUAGAUGAAUCAUAUAUGUUUUUUACAAAGAAUUGUAUAAGAGCUUUGUCUAGUCUUGUCUAAUAGAUCUUUAUGAUAAGUACUACAUAAAUCUUUAACAGGCAAGCAAGAAGAAGAAGAAGCAAAAACAUGAACAAGGAUGACUGUGGAUAUAUAACUUGAAACGCCGUUUGAGAUACAUACCAAGAAUAUAGACAAUCAUGAAACUUUGUCUUUUGGUUCGUUGAUCCCUCUGAGCUUACGUUUGAGUUUUUACUGGUUAUAUAUAAAAGUUUCUGAACUGUUGAAAUAUGAUGCUUUUUCUUUCAUAUAGAAUAUUGGCCCAUCAAGCAUCAACAUAUUGUUCAUUUGAUCAAGUAAAUUUCCAUCUGAGUCUCCUCAUGAGAAUCUAUAUUUUGAUCCUAUGAAGACAAAGAUUAUUUCAUUCUGUAAGUGGAUUAUUACAAAAGAAGAGAUACUAUAAACCUUGAAAAAUAGAGAAGUUAUAUGUUUUGUGGAAAACAUUCUAAAGGAGUAUUAUAUAAUUAACGAACAACCCGUUAUCAGGAAUUUUCAUAUUAGGUCCUAACCAGGAUCAUAAAAAUGAGAUGAACGUUUUUAUUUCACAAAAAAUGAAAGUUACCUUUUUUUUUCCUAUAUCGUUCUCUCACUUUUGAUUUGUUUUCAUAAAUUUAAUUGAAUUUCAAAUCACUUAAUUUAUUUGAAUUACAAAGAAAGAAAUAUAUGAUUUUGUUUAACAAGAUUCAUGUGUAACUAUGUUUUAUAUUUGAUAAAAUAAAAAACUAUGCUAAGCAAACACUAGUUUGAACAACCAAGAUAUCACACUAAAGUUUUCUUAUACCACAUAAAGUUAGGAAAACGAAUAAGCCGAUGAGUGUUUUAUUUUAUUUUAUAUAGUUAGAAUAAUAUAACAAACCAUUAUUUCAUAAUACAUCAUAUAAUAUAACAAAAGAUUCAAUCAAGAUAACUAAAUCAUAUGGUCGUGAGAUGAUGAAGGACUUUCAACUUCAGCAGAACAUCUGUUCCAAACCUCAUUAGUUUUGAAAGAAACUUGAGAAGCAAAGCGUUUGAGUUGAUACAAUCGAAACAUGAACUUUCUAAUCUCCAUGUAACAUUCUUUUCCAGCUCUUACUACCAUCAAACAACACUCUCUUGAAACAGGUUUGUUUGUAAGAAUCUCGCUAAGAACAUCUUCAUUACAUUCUGAAAUACCACUGGGCCCCAUCUUAUCAGCGCAGGUUCCGAGAUACGUUUUGUGUUUUGGUGAGAGGUUUUCUAGCAUAUAAAUAUUGUACUCCUGCGAAGCCGGCGAUAACGCAUCCAAUGUAUCAAACUCAGCGGGAUUGACUAGUGGUUUAUCGUCAACAUCUUCUUGGCCCAAACAUGGAUACACACAUGACACUAAAGUGUUGAUUAUGAAAAAUGCCAUAAAAAUUGUCUUAGUGUCCAUUUUGUAUGAUUAAUUUUUUUCUCCUCUUACCAUGAUAUCUAAUUGUAUAUAUAGUAAUCAAAUGGUUUUGAAUGUUAUUGAUGGUGAAUGUAUUAAUUAAUUAAAUAACAUUUUAGUUGUUAUGAAAUAACACAAUUCCUUUAUUACUUUAGUUAACUCUAAGAAUAACAUUUUUAAAUUGAUUUCUAUGUUACAUGCAUUGAUAGUUAAUUAAAUACUCACUAUGUUUCAUGUCUCUUCAAUUUUUUUGCAUACAAAUUAAGAAAGUUAAAGUUUGUUGGUUAUCCUUAUUAAAUAUAAUAUUUUGUUUGGAUUUAUCUUAUAAUGAACUAAAAAUAAGAGGAAACUGAAAUUCAUUUUAAGUAUUUAUGAAAAAUGUAUAACGACAUUUAUAAUUACAAAAUAUUUUUAUAAAAAUAAAAUUACACCAAUAUGAAAUGUAUAGAGUAGUGUUUCAUGUCUUAAGUAAAUGAUUGUGACUACAAUGGAAACUUGGAUCUAUGUUUCUUGAAAAAUUUCAUGGUCUAAAAUAGUGAUGAAUUUGCAAAAUCAAAGAUCAUUUGUAGAUGAAGCAUAUAUGUUUUUUUGCAAAGAGUUGUAUAAGAGCUUUGUCUAGUCUUGUCUAAUAGAUCUUUAUGAUUAAGUCCUACAUAAAUCUUUAACAAGCAAGCAAGAAGACAUGAACAAGGAUGACUAGGGAUAUUUAACUUGAAACGCCGUUUGAGAUAAAUACUAACAUAGACAAUCAUGAAAUUUUGAUCCCUCUGAGUUUAUGUUUAUUUGACUUCUUACUGGUUAUACUUGAAUAAAAGCUUCUGAACUGUUGAAAUAUGGUGCUUUUUUUCAUAUAGAGUAUUGGCCCAUCAAGCAUAAGCAUAUUGUUCCUUUGAUCAAGUAAAUUUCCAUCUGAUUAGUCUCCUCAUGUGAAUCUAUAUUUUGAUCCAAUGAAAACAAAGAUUAUUUCAUUUUGUAAGUCGAUUAUUACAAAAGAAGAGAUGAUAUAAACCUUGAAAAACAGAGAAGUUAUAUGUUUUGUGGAAAACAUUCUAAAGGAGUUUUAGAUAAUUAACUCACAGCCCGUUAUCAGGAAUUUUCAUAUUAGGUCCUAACUAGGAUCAUAAAUUUGAGAUGAAAAUUUUUAUUUCACGAAAAAUGAAAGUUACCUAUUGUUUUUCCCAAUAUCGUUCUCUCACUUUUGAUUUAUUUUCAUAAAUUUAAUUGAAUUUCAAAUCACUUAAUUUAUUUGAGUUACAAAGAAAGAAAUAUACGUUUUUAACAAGAUUCAUGUGCAAUUAUGUUUUAUAUUUGAUAAAAUAAAAAAACUAUGCUAAGAAACACUUGUUAGAACAACCAAGAUAUCGCACUAAAGUUUUCAUAUACCACAUUAGAGUUA